Messenger RNA from Diospyros lotus (date-plum), 1031 nucleotides. RefSeq names its product 40S ribosomal protein S13-like. NCBI's taxonomy places the organism in Eukaryota, Viridiplantae, Streptophyta, Magnoliopsida, Ericales, Ebenaceae. The record is from RefSeq and is a predicted model, not a curated record. The coding region runs from base 144 to 599 and encodes 151 amino acids. Gene Ontology annotation, molecular function: small ribosomal subunit rRNA binding; structural constituent of ribosome. Gene Ontology annotation, biological process: translation. The transcript is spliced from 5 exons. Gene Ontology annotation, cellular component: nucleolus; ribosome; cytosolic small ribosomal subunit.
UCCCUUGUCUCCACAAAUCCCCAGAGUCACACUCUUUUAUAGGGUUUCCAGUCGUUGCAGUAUACGAGCUUCUGCACUGCCGCUGCAUCGGAUCCCCAAAGCCAAAUAGCGAGCCGGCAAUUGUCUCGUCGCCAUAGCAAAACAUGGGUCGCAUGCAUAGUCGCGGCAAGGGGAUAUCUGCCUCUGCAUUGCCCUACAAGCGAACUCCGCUCAGCUGGCUCAAGAUUUCUUCUCAGGACGUUGAAGAAAACAUCGGCAAGUUUGCGAAGAAGGGCUUGACCCCGUCGCAGAUCGGCGUCAUUCUUCGUGACUCUCAUGGCAUCCCUCAGGUCAAGAGCGUCACUGGAAGCAAAAUCUUGCGCAUUCUCAAGGCUCACGGGCUUGCCCCUGAGAUUCCCGAGGAUCUGUACCAUUUGAUUAAGAAGGCGGUUGCGAUCCGGAAGCAUCUGGAGAGGAGCAGGAAGGAUAAGGACUCUAAGUUCAGGUUGAUUCUCGUGGAGAGCAGAAUUCAUCGGCUGGCUCGCUACUACAAGCGGACUAAGAAGCUUCCACCCGUUUGGAAAUAUGAGUCAACCACAGCAAGCACUCUGGUAGCAUAGUGCAUGCAUUAUUUCACAUGAGAGGGCGUAGCACUGGCAUACUGAUUUUAAGGGAAGACCUUGCUGUGGCACUUGUACAUUACAAAAUCAAUGGUUUUUGGGUGCUCCUGUAGUACAGGUGAGUGAAAGUUUGCCCUGGAUGUAUAGGGACUAGAAGGAAAAGACUCCUUUAAUCAUAUUUUUGGAUGCAAUGGCUGUCAUAUGUCUUCAACUUUUAUCUGCUGCAGUGGAUGAUCAAUCGUGAAGCUUGGUUUUAUGAGUUAGAAAAAUUCAAAUGGUUAUCCGUACAUGAAAAUUUGUGGCGAUUGCUUUGGCCACAAAGGGAGGAUAUGUUUAAUCUGAUAAUGAACUGAUCCUUGGAACGGUUGAAGUUCUAUCUAUUUAUUUCCAAUGCUUAUCUUGGCGCUGAGAAGCUUAAGAGGGGUUUUCAUC